This is a messenger RNA of Cynara cardunculus var. scolymus (artichoke), 1885 nucleotides long. RefSeq lists its product as uncharacterized. Gene Ontology annotation, molecular function: ubiquitin protein ligase activity; ubiquitin-like protein conjugating enzyme binding; metal ion binding. The transcript has 2 exons. NCBI's taxonomy places the organism in Eukaryota, Viridiplantae, Streptophyta, Magnoliopsida, Asterales, Asteraceae. Gene Ontology annotation, cellular component: endoplasmic reticulum. Gene Ontology annotation, biological process: ubiquitin-dependent protein catabolic process. The record is from RefSeq and is a predicted model, not a curated record. The coding region runs from base 470 to 1657 and encodes 395 amino acids.
UCUCACUCCAGAUUGCUGUUACCAUGCGAGGUGAUUCCGUCGAUGUCGAAUUCAAGAAAUCCAACGGCAUAUCUGUCUCAAUCGCUUCUUCUGCCGAUGAAACCCUACCAUCUCUGCUUGGAUUAAGCUUGCAGCUUUCAUCUUCUAUUUCUCGAUACCUUUAAAAUCAGUGUUUUCCCCUCUGUUUCUUAUUGGAAGUUAUUAGGGUUUCGACUGGAGGUGAUUCAAUUUCGUAACAAGUAUGGGUUUGGUGGUAGAACUGAUGCACGAAGUUAGGGUUUCAAAUCGGAAUUAGGGUUUUGUCUAAUAAUUUGAGGAGGUAUGUAUAUACUGCUUCGAUUUUAGAUUCCGUUUCCCAUAUGAAAUUCGAAUUUGGGGUUUUAUGAUGCUAAAUUGCACCUAAAGGUGGUGGUUGGUGAUUUGAUGUUGUUGGCCUGAAAAAUUGAAUUGGGGGUUUUGUAUAUCCUCAAUGGGGGAUGAAUCGCCACAGAACACCAUGAAUCUUGAUCUUAAUUUGGCACCUGUGGUUCAUCCUUCCCAAGAUGAUGAGCCACAUACUAUGAGCUUUGAAGAUUGGCUACAUGGGUCAGUGAGCUUUGAAGAUUGGCUACAUCGUCCUAGGUCUUGGCAGCGGUUGCGGUCAAUUUGGAGACCGGUUCCAAUUCCGAUGGAAGCUAGAAAUAUGGCUCUAGGGUUAACAGGUAGCAGCGGUUUGGUAAUGGACGAGAGAAAUGCUUCUGAUGAUGAACGACAUCCGGAGAUGAUCAAAACAGACAAAAACGGUGAUAAGAACUUAGAAAAUGUGGAUGUGGGUAAGAAAGAUGUCGAGAAGAGCAAUGGAGAUGAAAGCAGCUUUUUCGAUUGUAAUAUAUGCUUGGAUUUGGCGAGCGAGCCUGUUGUGACUUGUUGUGGGCACUUGUUUUGUUGGCCGUGUCUUUACCGUUGGCUGUUUGUUCACUCCGAAGCAAAAGAAUGUCCAAUUUGCAAAGGGGAAGUAACCAUGAAGAACGUAACUCCCAUUUACAGCCGUGGGAAUCACACACAUGUAACUGAUGUGGAUUCUAGUGUCAAGAUUCCUAGCAGGCCACAAGCAAAGAGGAUCGAGAGCUGGAGACAAUCUAUUCAGAGAAACGCACUUAAUCUGCCAAUGUUUGAAAUGAUCCGAAGGCUUGAUAACAGAUCACAGGAAAUCCCAAAUAACUCGUUGCUAAAUAGGAUUUUCACUUCUAGAGGGAUACGGAGGGGACAAGAUAUGGCUGCAAUUGGAUCCCCGGAUGCUGUAACGGACUCACCAGAGUUCAGUCCGGCUAACACCGAGCCAGGCGGUUCAACCCUCUUAGCACGCCGGUUAAACCGACCAGCUACUGUGACAAACCUUACAUCUGCUUUAAGUUCUGCAGAAAGUUUUGUGGAUUCAUAUUUCCGCGACCACCCUGAUGAGCGGAACCAAGAACAACUUCCAUUGAUGGAUGAUCGACAUUCAAUGUCGAGCAUUGCUGCCAUCAUACAGUCGGAAAGCCAGACAGCAGAUACUGCAACUGAAACAGAUUCAAGGGUGUCGAUUUCAACUUCAAGAAGAAGAUAUGAAACAUCAACAUCGAGGGUUUCGGAUGUUGACACUGGAGAUUCUCGAUCCCGAAGGAGGAGGUUGCAGUAGAAUGAAGGUUUCCAUUGAAGAUCUUUGAGCAAAACUCGAGGGAACUUCAGUUAUGUGAGUUCUAAAACUAUGUUACAAAUUGCCUUUCAUAUACUUUGUCUUCUGCAAUUAGGUAGCUGGUCAAGAGUUUUCUGCCAUUGCAUGUUUAUGAGUUUUAUGCUCCAAGUUUGUGUUGGGAAUGGUGUUACUGUUUUAUCUUACAGUUUAUGACUAUUAGUUUUCUUAUGA